AUGACAUCAAGCCCGUGGACCAAACCCGACACAAGUACACGGCCAAUUGCCGUCAUCGGCGGUGGCAUAAUGGGACGACGCAUCGCCAAUAUGUUGAUAGCCGCCGGCUUCCCCGUAAUCCUAUGCGAGAAAGCGGGCAACUACAGCAGCGCAGUGCGCUACAUCGAGGAACACAAGGGAGAGCAAGCCGCUAAACUAGGCACGCACCCCGCCGAGUUGAAAACAACAUCCUCCCUACCAGAAGCCGUCAAAGACGCAUGA
Penicillium psychrosexuale is the source of this 261-nucleotide messenger RNA. RefSeq lists its product as uncharacterized. The transcript has a single exon. Gene Ontology annotation, biological process: fatty acid metabolic process. Bases 1 to 261 code for a protein of 86 amino acids. Gene Ontology annotation, molecular function: NAD+ binding. The record is from RefSeq and is a predicted model, not a curated record. NCBI's taxonomy places the organism in Eukaryota, Fungi, Ascomycota, Eurotiomycetes, Eurotiales, Aspergillaceae.